AUGGACCCGAGCCGGCGAGACUGGCACCAUGACAUUCGCCGGCUUCGUGGUGGCACUGGUGAUCGGGACGAUCCCCGGAACCCGCGGGCUGGGGCAGGUCUCCGCCAGCCUCCCGGCUGCCCGCCACCCGCAGCCCCCGGCCCCGCCGGCGACCCCAGCUGGCUGCCCCCUCCCGCGGGCGGCCGGGGCCGGGCGGAGCGGGGCCGCGCUGACUGCGAGCGAGGGUCAGUGAGACUCCAGGGUGGCAAGAAUGAGUUUGAAGGUACAGUGGAAGUUUAUUUGAAUGGAAUCUGGGGAACAAUCUGUGGGAGCCAUUGGGACAACAAUGAUGCAACAGUCAUAUGUCGACAGCUUGCACUUGGUGGAAAAGGUACAGCAAAACACAUACCAUUUUCCGGACUGGGUCUUGUUCCUGUUUACUGGAGUGAAGUGCGUUGUCGUGGUGAUGAAGAAAAUAUACUGUUAUGUGAAAAAGUCAUCUGGCAAGAUGGAACAUGUCCUCAAAAAAUGGCAGCUGCUGUCACAUGUAGCUCUUCCCUGGCCCCUGUCUUUACUCCGAUCCGGCUGGCUGGUGGGAACAAUGCUCAUGAAGGAAGAGUAGAAGUCUACCACGCUGGCCAGUGGGGAACUGUCUGUGAUGAUCAGUGGGAUGAUGCAGAUGCUGAAGUUGUCUGUCGGCAGCUUGGCCUUGGGGGUGUUGCCAAGGCAUGGAGCCAGGCUUACUUUGGAGAAGGCUCAGGCCCCGUGCUGCUGGAUGAAGUGCAGUGCACAGGAAAUGAACUAUCCAUAGAACAGUGUCCAAAAAACUCCUGGAGAGAACACAACUGUGGCCACAAAGAAGAUGCUGGUGUUUCGUGCACGCCUCUCACAGAUGGUGCAUUAAGACUAACAAGUGGGAAAGGCAGUCAUGAGGGACGCCUGGAGGUCUAUUAUACUGGGCAGUGGGGCACAAUCUGCGAUGAUGGGUGGACAGAGCUGAAUACACAGGUGGUUUGCCGGCAGCUGGGAUUUAAGUAUGGAAAAAGUGCUCCUGAGAGCUACUCAGAAGGAAGCUCUGGGCCUAUCUGGUUGGAUGAUGUCAGCUGCUCGGGGAAGGAGACAAACCUUCUGCAGUGCUCAAGGAGAGAGUGGGGAAAGCACGACUGCAGCCAUCAGGAGGAUGUCAGACUCAUUUGCCAUCCAGAUAAUGACAGCCAUAAACUCUCACUUGGUCCCCCCAUCAGGCUGAUGGAUGGUGAGAAUAAGAAGGAAGGACGCGUAGAGAUUUUUAUCAAUGGCCAGUGGGGCACAAUUUGUGAUGAUGGAUGGUCUGAUAAGGACGCAGCUGUAGUCUGUCGACAGCUUGGCUACAAAGGUCCAGCUAAAGCAAGGACAAUGGCAUAUUUUGGGGAGGGCAAAGGCCCGAUCCACGUGGAUAACGCAAAAUGCACAGGAAAUGAGAGAUCCUUGGCAGACUGCAUUAAGCAGGACAUUGGUACGCACAACUGUCGUCACAGCGAGGACGCAGGAGUCAUCUGCGACCACCUAAGCAAGAAGAACCCUGGGAACAGCAAUAAAGAUUCUCUUGCUUCUGUUUGUGGAUUGAGGUUACUACAUCGUCGACAAAAGCGAAUAAUUGGUGGGAAAAAUUCCUUACGAGGCGGCUGGCCAUGGCAGGUUGCACUCCGACUGAAAUCUUCUCAUGGUGAUGGAAGACUCUUGUGUGGUGCUACUCUCAUCAGCAGCUGCUGGGUCCUCACAGCUGCACACUGCUUUAAAAGGUAUGGCAACAACACUCGGAACUAUGCCGUGCGAGUUGGAGACUAUCACACAUUGGUACCAGAAGAGUAUGAGGAAGAAAUUGGAGUCCAACAGAUUGUGAUGCAUAAAGAGUACAGGCCUGACAGCAGCGACUAUGACAUUGCACUGGUGAGGCUACAGGGGCCGGAGGAACAGUGUGCCAGGUUCAGUACCCACGUCUUACCUGCUUGUUUGCCAUUAAGAAGAGAGAGACCACAGAAAACUGCUCCCAACUGUUAUAUCACCGGGUGGGGUGACACAGGAAGGGCUUAUUCAAGGACACUACAACAGGCUGCCAUCCCCUUACUUCCCAAGAGGGUAUGUGAAGAGCGUUACAAAAGAAGAUUCACAGGAAGAAUGCUCUGUGCUGGAAAUGUUCAGGAACAGAAACGUGUUGAUAGCUGUCAAGGAGAUAGUGGCGGACCACUGAUGUGUGAACGUCCAGGGGAAAGCUGGGUUGUGUAUGGUGUGACCUCCUGGGGCUACGGUUGUGGAGUUAAAGAUUCUCCAGGUGUCUAUACAAAAGUAUCAUCUUUUGUACCCUGGAUAAAAAGUGUGACCAAACUAUGAAUGACCAUAAUGGAAAACAAACUUUAUUUUAAAAGUUUGAGGCAGGACAACUUGAACAGCACAAUCAGUGCACAGCUGGGGCCCACAGUGUGGCACAUUUUCCUGAUUCAUGUGUUUUUGUUAAAUCCAAGCUAUAUACACACAAUGUUUCCAGUUCAGGAUUACUAUCCAAACAAAACCCUUCUGUGUUAAGGAAGUUUAUAUAUUGCAUGAACAAGCUACCAUGUAUCUAAGCUGAGGAGAAAAGUGAUAGCCAGCUUAGAGUAACACUGGAGCAGGAGGACAGCUGGAGAGUUCACCAUGAGAUUCACUACCCAGAGGAAGACCGUAGUAGCUCCAAGCUAUUUAUUCUCCAGACUUAUCUAGAAUUAAUUACAGAUCCCAGCCUAGUUUAUUUAAUCAGUUGUUGACUGUUUUACUGUUGUUCCUAUGAUCUUACACUCAGCCCUCUAAUUUUGACUCAUCUUUCAUUAGCUAAUGAGACCAUUAGCAGGUUGAUUCUUUGUAAGUAAUUCUGAGUAUGUAUUAAACAUUAGAAGAAAAAUAAUUGUGAAUAAUCAGCUCUCCAGCUAUUCUGACAACUGUUCUCACAGCUUACUGUGCCUAAAGUACAUUCCCAAGUAAAACACGCAGUACGCUGGAAGUUAGUUGCCCUGCAAACAUCCUGCACAGCUGCAAGAGCUAGAUCAAAAACAAAUGACCUAUUUUCUUUCCUCUAGACAGAUACACUUGUACUCUUUCUGAAACUCAUAAUUUUUAGUACAUACAGCAUUUCAGAGAGAAUUUACUUUUCCUACUUGCCACUAGCUGUCAGUACAGUAUCAGACAAACAUCCCAAUUCUCUCAUUGAUGGUUUUGGAGGGGCUUUACUCAAGUAACACUGAGAACUUGUGACAAUCUUACAAGAGGAAGUUGUAAGUAUGUGCAAUGCAAAUCCUGGAGAUGUUGAGUCUUAAACUACUAUUCUUUACAAGAUAUUUAGACAAUUCUCUCUUGCUUAGUUGCAACACUGGUUCAGACUGAUCUUACAGGAAAGGUGAGAGCUAGAUAGUUUUCAGUGACUUAUGAAGUAUUCACAUAUUUUGAUUACAUUUAAUUCCUUUUACAGAUACUAUUCCCCACACUAUGAAAACCUUAAUGGUUUAUUAUAAAAAUGCACUGAUAAAAAGUCACUGUUGAUGUACAAGACAAAUACGAACCAACUUGCUAUCCUUAUAUAAAGGGCCACCCCACUUAACUUACCACCCAGAACACAGGAAGUAAUCACCAUCUUAGGGCAACAACAACAGGUAUCAGGCUUGAAAAUCUUUGAGACUAACUACAGUCAAGAGGGAGACAGGAAAGUUCAGUGCUACCUCUAUGACCCCUGCCAAAGGCCAUUCUGCAUGUGUGCUCUACACAUUACAUUAACAAGCAUGCUUCUUAAAAAGCAGAACUGAAAGCUCUGUGGGCCAUAAAACACUCCAGUGUGGCAGAUGUGUGUCACCAUAGACUGACUGUGCAAACUGUGACUACCGGUGACUGUUGUCCUAUCCCCAAACACUGGCUAUCACAGUGUUGUGCGGCGUUUUGUGAACAAAGUGGUAUGCUUGUACUCACGUUGUAAGUGGGCAGUGAUUCAUUUCUGUAUCGUUCUAUGUGUUCUAAAAAAUAUCCAAGGCAACUCAAUUUGCAUACAAAAAUGACAACAUUGCAGAAGCCCAUGAGAUUGAAGACUUAGCCCUUAAUUUCUCUCUGACCUCAAACUUAGUUUUCAAGGGUCAUGACUAGUUUAAAUAUCUUGUUGGAGCUGGUGCUAAACUAGUACAUGAGGUGCUUCAAUGUAUUUUAGUUUUCUGUAAUUCCACACUAUUUGAAAUAGUGUGAAAUAUUUUAUUUAAAAAUAUGUCCAAAAUCAUAGUACUGUGACCACCUACUCUUAGACCUGCUAGUGAACUUCAAACCCAUUUAUGUUUUUACUUAUUGCACACAGCCCUAUUAAUUAAAGGGGAAGUAAAUCUGUCAAAAUAUAUCUACUUGUACCAUCAAAGCUUUGCUAUACAAGACCCAUUAUUUUGAGACUUGUGGUGAAGUAGGCUAUAUAGUGCAAUACAUGUGUUGUGUACAGGGAAAAUAAUUUUUAGAAGUUGUACCACAGAAAUAUGAUACCUGGGGGGGGGAUCAAGUCUGCAUACUAGAUGUAGUAUUUAGUACAGUAGAUUUGCUCUUUUAAUAGGAUGCUUUAUUAGAUUUUAAAAUGUUGCACUAUCAUUUUCAUGAGAGAGCAUGUCUUUUCAGUUUCGAACAUCAAAUGAAAUUGUGUUUAUUAUGCCAUUCUAAUUUUUGUUCAAUGAGCCUGAUGAUGCAAAUGUAUCCAAUAAAAACUGCCACACUGACCA
Molecule: messenger RNA, 4727 nt
Organism: Calidris pugnax (ruff)
Lineage: Eukaryota; Metazoa; Chordata; Aves; Charadriiformes; Scolopacidae
Gene: PRSS12
Product: protease, serine 12
Exons: 14
Coding region: 1-2349 (782 amino acids)
Biological process (GO): proteolysis
Cellular component (GO): dendrite; membrane; terminal bouton
Molecular function (GO): serine-type endopeptidase activity
Source: RefSeq, a predicted model, not a curated record